CCGCGCGCCACGUGACUCGGCUGCCAAGUGCGCUCCCGAGUUUGACAGAAGUUUGAAUCGGACUCGGGGGCUCUCUGCAGACGGUGGGGCAGAGCGACGGUCGCGCGCCUGCAGCCCACCCCGCCAGCCUGGAUCCCGGGCCCCCGACGGCAGCCCGCGCACCCGCACCGCCAGCCCGCCCCGCCGCCGCUCCGCAGUCCGCAGCCCGCCCGCGCUGCCCGCAGCGUCCAGCCCCGCUGAGCCCGCAGCAUGUCCUCGACGGAGAGCCCGAGCCGCGCGGCGGACAAGUCGCCGCGCCAGCAGGUGGAUCGCCUGCUCGUGGGGCUGCGCUGGCGACGGCUGGAGGAGCCCCUGGGCUUCAUCAAAGUUCUCCAGUGGCUCUUUGCUAUUUUCGCCUUCGGGUCCUGCGGCUCCUACAGCGGCGAGACAGGAGCACUGGUUCGUUGCAACAACGAGGCCAAAGACGUGAGCGCCAUCAUUGUUUCAUUCGGCUAUCCGUUCAGGUUGAACCGGGUCCAGUAUGAGAUGCCCUUCUGUGAGGAUGACACUUCCAAGACCAUGCAUCUCUUGGGGGACUUCUCUGCCCCCGCCGAGUUCUUUGUGACCCUGGGCAUCUUUUCCUUCUUCUAUACCAUGGCUGCGCUCAUCCUCUACCUACGUUUCCAUGUACUCUACACAGAGAACCGGCGCUUUCCGUUGGUGGACUUCUGUGUGACAGUCUCCUUUACCUUCUUCUGGCUGGUAGCUGCAGCUGCUUGGGGCAAGGGCCUGACAGAUGUCAAGGGUGCCACGAGGCCCUCCAGCCUGAUUGCAGCCAUGUCCGUGUGCCAUGGAGACAACGCGGUGUGCAGUGCCGGGGCCACGCCCUCCAUGGGACUGGCCAACCUCUCUGUGCUCUUUGGCUUCAUCAACUUCUUCCUGUGGGCCGGGAACUGUUGGUUUGUGUUCAAGGAGACCCCAUGGCACGGGCAGGGCCAGGAACAAGCCCAGAGCCCCAACCAGGAGAGCGCUGCAGAGCAGGGUGCGGUGGAGAAGCAGUAAGCUGGGGGACCCCAGCUCCCUCCCCGACCUGGACAACACCUCUUCAGCCACCUCCAGCUCCCAGGACAGCCCUCUCCCCCUCCAGGGUCCUCCCCCAGUGUUCUGGACUUUGAGUUUUGGAGGCGUCAGCUGUCAGAAACCUGGGCAGCCCUUCCGGUGGCCCUUGGUGGAACCCUGAUGGCAAGAGCCCAGUGAAUCUUGUCUGGAAUCAGGCGUCUCACUUAGGGUCUUACUCGGACCUUCCUUACAGCCUGAGCACCAUGGCAGCAGGUGAGGGCUGGGGACAGGAGAACAUUAUGCUGACAUUGGUGCCCAACAGUCCUUCCAGCAAUCUGUCCAGCUUCAAUAAAAGAGGGGAUUGGGGAAACUGGCCGGCAGCUCUCUCCCUGGUUUCUUACACAGAGGGCACUCCGGGGGUUAGCAGCCUCUCCUGAACGGCUGUUGUCCAGGCCUGUAUCUGCACUGACCUUCAGCCGGCCAGCUCAGAAUGCUUCCCCCACUCUCCUCUGGCCACUACCUGUCCCCAGAGCACCCACCGGGAAGCAGGCAGCCCAACUACCCUGGAAAACAGCCCUAAAUUCAGUGGAGGCUGCAGGGGCCGAGAUAAACCAUCAGAGGCAAAGUAGAUAAAUUGUGACUCAGUUACAGCCUUAAGAAACUCAAGGCAGGAGGCUUGCUGGUGAAUGAUUUUCUUCUACUGGGGAGUGAGGAUGCAGGAGUAAUAUUAGGGCUAGGGAACUGGUCACCUCUGGACUCACACUUGCCCUUGAAACUCUUCCCCUCUGAUCCAUUCUUCUCCUUGGACUUGGUCUCACACUUGGGACGCAAGCUGUUGGUCCAUUUUCAAAUGUCCAUCUCCUUUCUCCUGCCUUUAGGUUGGAGGCAUUUAUGAGUAACUUCCAAGUCUGUCCAGGCCUCCUUUCAUUCCUACAGGGCCAGAGAAGGACUUUGGACGAACCCAAAGGACCAUCCAAAGCCCCAUUGCUCCAGGCCCUGGGUCAUGAAUGGCUGGGCUCAUUUCUUCUCUUUCCCAGCCCCUCUCCUGGCUCCCUCUCACACUUCCCCGUAUUACAUGAUGAAAGGACAGGCCCCCUUUCCUCCCCUGCCUCCUUACUCCCAGGUGCUGUCCCUUUCCCAGUCCAGGGCAGACUCAUCCUAUUGGUGCUUCUUCACUUCGGGACCCAGUUCCAUAUUUUUCAUUGCUGUGUCCCCUCUUCCUGACAUCUCCUUCGGUCUCUCUCUGGACCCCAAGACUUGAGAGCCAGCACUGACCGAAUAAGGGCUGCUUGGGGCUGCCACCCAGCUUGAAGCCCUUCCAUCAGCCCUGGCCAUAGAGACACCCAGGGCGAGAUGACAAAGGAAGACUCCAGCCAUUUUCCAGUCCAGUGCCAAUUGGCCCAUUUAUCAUCCCAACAGUGCCUGUGCCCCAGGCCACUCUUUUCUCAGGACAGACUUACCCCCUCCUGUCUCCUCUCUGCCACCCACAGCUUGGCCUGUGCAUUACUGGGGUGUCUGGGAGUCAGGCCUUUUAACUUCGGGCCAGUUGCUUCUUCUUUGGCUCAGAAAUUCCCCCCAUUUGGGGGGAUAAGCACACCCUAGACAGUCCAGCUCUUCAGUGAGAGAACUAGGCAUUUGGUUGGGUUAGGUGUUUUCAAUUUGGGGGAAGGAAUUCGAGAAGUGAUAAAAUAGGGGGGUGGGAGAGAACAUGGGUCUGACCCUCUGUCCCAAGCCAUACUUAUGGUUCCUUGAGGACAAGGGGAGCAAUUUCACCUACAGCCCCCACCUCAAGACACAGACAACAAAGGAGUGACCUUCACUUUUCUUCAGGCUGGCCCCUAUCAGGGUCUUUCUACUGGAACUUUGUUUGGAUUCUGUGUAUGUAUUUAUAACUUGUUUGAAAUGUGAGGGAUAAAGUAUUCUGGGUGAGGUGGGGCAUUAAUGGUAGGAACUGGCCCUCCAGAGAAUGGAAGGGAGUGGGAGUGGGGAGUAACAGGCUACUAGCACCAAGGCUGCUAGUACAGAAUGCUUCCUGCCUUGGUCUUAGCCCCAACAGCCUUGAUUUCAGUGGUGGCCUCUCUCUGAGGCCCUCUCCCUCAUUACAAUAUCCCCUUCAGCAGGGCUGGCAUCUCUGCUUGGCCUGGUGAGGCCUAAGGCAGGAGCCGGUGUCUGGUUUCUCCAGCAGCUUCUGGAGGCUGAGGCACUUGCCCUUUGUCCUAGUGAACUAUGACCCUGCCAGGGCACACAUCUAGGACCUUCCCAGAACAGGAGUUCCUACCACCAUCAUAUUCACAGCCUUCUACCUUCAUGGAUGCAGGUAGAAGGGAGGGCUGGGGGGAGAGUGAAUGCUGCAUGUUGUUUUCUGGUGCUUG
Messenger RNA from Sorex araneus (European shrew), 3410 nucleotides. RefSeq names its product synaptophysin like 2 (gene SYPL2). The record is from RefSeq and is a predicted model, not a curated record. The transcript has 6 exons. Gene Ontology annotation, cellular component: synaptic vesicle membrane; synaptic vesicle. NCBI's taxonomy places the organism in Eukaryota, Metazoa, Chordata, Mammalia, Eulipotyphla, Soricidae. Bases 250 to 1041 code for a protein of 263 amino acids.